This is a messenger RNA of Labrus bergylta (ballan wrasse), 4522 nucleotides long. Its product is annotated as FERM, ARHGEF and pleckstrin domain-containing protein 1. NCBI's taxonomy places the organism in Eukaryota, Metazoa, Chordata, Actinopteri, Labriformes, Labridae. Gene Ontology annotation, molecular function: cytoskeletal protein binding; guanyl-nucleotide exchange factor activity. The record is from RefSeq and is a predicted model, not a curated record. Gene Ontology annotation, cellular component: cytoskeleton.
UCAUUGUCUGAGCAGAGGCACCGGGAGUGGAUCCGCCGCUCGGCUCUGCGUAAUCCCGUGUCUUCCCCCGGCUCACUCACUCAGUCGUCCGCCAUGGCGACCGCAGAAAGCCUCCUCUCCGGUCCGACCUGCAUCUAGAACUCAACCGGGGCGUCUUUUUCCACUCUGUACCGCUGGACGUGGAUGUAAAAGAUCUCCUUUCAGCUGGGAUAUACAUAACGCGUGGACAAGCCUGCAUUUCCAGAGAACGGGCCAGGCAGUGAGCACUGCAGCACACAAUGGCAGAGCAAGACCCCGUGCCAACCGCCCAAGGAGCAGGGCAGCGUCUUGGAGCCCCAGAGACUCUUGGCAUCAGUACACUGGACCCUGGACACAGACCCCCGGCCAUGCCCCCCGGUAGACAUGUCACCAUAAGGGUCCGCAUGUUAGACGACACAGAGGAGCUCUUUGACAUCUCGCAAAAAGCCUCAGGCAAGGUGCUGUUUGACCUGGUGUGCUCUCACAUGAACCUCAUCGAGGGCGACUACUUCGGUCUGGAGUUUCAGAACCAGCAAAAGAUGAUUGUUUGGUUAGACCAUAUCAAGCCCAUUAUCAAGCAGCUGCGACGGCCGAAGCACACAAUCCUGAGGUUCGCUGUGAAGUUCUUCCCUCCGGAUCACGCUCAGCUCCUGGAGGAGUUAACAAGGUACCUGUUCGCCCUGCAGAUCAAACAGGAUGUUUCCUGUGGACGUCUGACCUGCAACGACAGCAGUGCCGCACUGAUGGUCUCCCAUAUUAUCCAGUCGGAGAUCGGGGACUUUGAGGAGAGCCUCUGCCGGUCACACCUCCUUAACAACAACUACAUCCCCGAUCAAAUGCCCCUGAUCGACAAGAUCAUGGAGUUCCACUCGAAGAAUAUAGGUCAAACGCCAGCUGAAUCCGACUAUCAGCUGUUAGAAGUGGCGCGCAGGUUGGAGAUGUACGGGAUUCGUCUUCACCCUGCCAAGGAUCGUGAAGGCACGAGGCUGAGCUUAGCCGUGGGUCACACUGGUGUCCUGGUCUUUCAGGGACACACACGGAUUAACGCCUUCAACUGGUCUAAAGUGCGUAAACUGAGCUUCAAAAGGAAGCGUUUCCUGAUCAAGCUGAGGCCAGAUCUAAAUAGUUCAUAUCAGGACACUCUGGAGUUCCUGAUGGGCAGCAGAGACUGCUGUAAAAUCUUCUGGAAGAUCUGUGUGGAAUACCACGCUUUCUUCCGCCUCUUUGAGGAGCCUAAGGCCAAGCCCAAGCCUGUGCUCUUCACCCGAGGCUCCUCCUUCAGAUUCAGCGGGCGCACACAGAAGCAGGUGAUUGAUUAUGUGAGGGAGUCUGAGUUUAAAAAGAUCCCCUUUGAAAGGAAACACAGUCGGGUUCAACACAACAGUCGGGUCCAACAAAACAGCCGCCUGUCGCCUUUGCCUUCUCCUCGCCACCAUGAAGUGCCAACAGACCAUGGGGCUCCCAGGGUAGACUCUCCUCAUAGGCGUCAUUGGACAGAGUCAGCAUUAGUGACUGCAGAAGACCCCUCAGCUUCACGGACUACAAGGUUAAGCCCGGCUCACCAGAGGAACGGCCACAACGAAAGAGACAGAACGGGGUCUGCGUCCCGGACGGAGGAGAGAACAGGCUCGACGCGACAGACUCAGCCGGAUCAUCUGAGUACAGGAGUGGUUGCUAACAGUCCUCGUCUCUCUGCGUCCUCUGGUAACUCUCACGGGAUGAUGAACGGUCAGAAGUCACUGGAGCUGUGCAGCCACAGUCCUGACGGCAGGCUGCCUUCCCCCCUCACCAGCCCGCUCCUCAACGACGCAGGCAGCGUUCGCACGGACGAUGAAGAUGAGGUUCGGAGAAAGAGGUUCCCAACAGAUCGAGCCUACUUCAUCGCCAAGGAGCUGCUGACCACAGAGAGGACGUAUGUGAAGGACCUGGAGGUGGUGACUGUGUCUUUCCAGAGCGCUGUGGGACAGGAUGAAGCCACUCCAGACUCCCUGAAGAACACCGUCCUCUCCACCUUCGAGCCGCUGCACAAGUUCCACACAGGUUUUCUCAGGGAGGUGGAGCAGAGGCUCGCACUGUGGGAAGGGCGCUCCAACGCUCACAUAAAAGGAGACUACCAGCGCAUUGGAGAUGUGAUGCUGAAGAACCUACAAGGCUUAAAGCCCCUGUCUGCAAACCUUCACAGACAGUCUGAAGUUCUGCUGGAGCUGGAGAAGGCGUGCAGGGCGUCCCGCAGGUUGGAGGGUCUCUGCAGGGACUUUGAGCUGCAGAAGGUCUGCUACGUCCCCCUCAAUGUCUUCAUUCUGCGGCCUCUGCACCGCCUCAUCCACUACAAGCAGAUCCUGGAGCGUCUGUGCAAACACUACCCUGCCACUCACGUGGACUUCAGGGACUGCAGAGCUGCUCUGGCAGACGUGUCUGAGGUGGUGGAGCUUCUCCAGGGAAGCCUGAUCAAGAUGGAGAACUUCCAGAAGCUUCUGGAGCUAAAGAAGGAUUUGAUUGGCGUUGACAAUCUAGUUGUCCCUGGUCGGGAGUUCAUCAGGUUAGGUUGUCUCAGCAAACUGUCUGGAAAAGGCCUACAGCAAAGAAUGUUUUUCCUGUUCAACGACGUUAUUUUGUACACGAGUCGAGGGAUGACGGGGACCAAUCAGUUCAAAGUGCACGGCCAGCUGCCUCUGAAUGGCAUGACAAUCAGAGAGAGUGAGGAUGAGUGGGGGGUGCCGCACGCCUUCACUCUGGUUGCAGAGCGGCAGUCGGUGGUGGUGGCAGCAAGUUCACUUAAGGAGAUGGAGAAGUGGAUGGAGGACAUACAGGGGGCGAUAGAGAUGGCAAAAACCAGCAAUGGGCCUUCAUCUGAUAUUCUCUCCAGCAACCUUACAGACAGCAACAAAUGCCCUGAGGACUCCUUGGUGGAGGCGGAGUCUGAGGACGACAUAACAGCACCGCACGCCUCGCUGGACAAGCCCACCCCUCACCGUGGUAACACCAUGGUGCACGUGUGCUGGCACAGGAACACCAGUGUGUCCAUGGUGGACUUUAGCGUAGCUGUGGAGAAUCAGCUGUCAGGAAACUUACUGAGGAAGUUCAAGAACAGCAACGGCUGGCAGAAGCUGUGGGUGGUCUUCACCAACUUCAGCCUGUUCUUCUACAAAUCCCAUCAGGAUGACUAUCCUCUGGCCAGCCUCCCUCUGCUGGGUUACUCCGUCACCAUCCCGACAGAUUCUGAAAACAUUCACAAAGACUACGUUUUCAAACUGCAUUUCAAGUCCCACGUCUACUACUUCAGAUCAGAGAGUGAAUACACAUUUGAGAGGUGGAUGGAGGUCAUCCGCAGUGCCACGCUCAAAUCCAGUGGUGCCCGCCUCCUAAACAGCAAAGAGUCCCACGCUCAUUGAUUCCUUCCUACAUGCCAUCUCCCUAGGGUGGCUCUGACCUGCCCCUGUUGUCCUCCGGGACUCUUUGCUUUUUUCUUUUCUACACAUAUCUGGGACAUUUGUACACGUGUCCAUGCACAUUUGGUGCUUUUUAAUGCUUUAAUGGUGACAUGUCCGCUGGUUUAGACUGCAUCAGAGACUGCAUUUUUUGGCAUUUCUACUCUCAACUCUGAAACCUCUUUUUAAAGGAUGUCAUUUUAUACUGUUUUUUAAUGGUCUGAACCACUUCCUAUCUUUCUGAUUUGACAUGUUGUUAUUGGUUGUUUCUACAGCAGGAUCAUGUUCAUGUAGAUAUCCAGAUUUCUCUCUUAGAAGCUUAAACUAUCACUGCAUUGUCAUCACGUUUUGUCAACCUUUUUUCCUUUUCAUGACAAACUGCUGCUUUGACAAUGUCCCACAACUUCAGUGCCAAACUGUUUAUAUCAAUGUCCUGGACUUUUUAAUGCUAUUUUGUGAAUUUGAGGAGCGUCUCCUGUACUGUAAACUAUGACAUUUUAAACCACAUUAAACAGACCACCCUUUAACAUUAGUGUUCCUGGCCCAGCACAAUGGGUUCUUGUUUUUAAACACACACUAAAAAAAGAGGCGUUCAAAACUAUGAAAUUAUUUUAUUGUAUUAUUGACAUAACCGAGGAUUGAUCACAAUGUGGCCAGGGGUAGCUGCCAUCACAGUUUAAGACCAUUUCAAGUCAAUACUCUGUUGUAAGAAUAUGUUUAAGACCCUUUUUUAAUGACCUAAAGUUCCUCUACAGCUGUGAGAGAAAACCAGAGACAUGUUCAUAAUCACUGUGUUAUGAAGCUGAGUGGAUUGGAAAGCUUUAAAAAGAAUACGUGUGAAGAAACAAAAGAGAAACUUUCAGUUCCAAGGUGCCGCUGCCCUCACUCUGCCCGGCUGCCUCCUGUACACAGACACCAGAUUCUUACCAAGUGAAUGGAAUAUGCAUUUUGAUGGCGUUUAGCAGUAAAUCAAGUGAAGUGGAAAACCUCAGUUCUACUCAGAGUUGCAGCGUGUUUUCCGCAUAACAGAGAGCUCUUUGGAAAUGAAAGCAAUAAAAAUCAUAUUCAAACUCAGA